AUCACGAUCUCCAACAUGCAACCUUCAGACAGUGGAGUUUAUGUCUGUGAUGUCACCAACCCUCUUGACUUUCAGGGAAUUAACCAGGGACUUAUUGUGGCCAACGUGUUAGUAAAACCGUCAAAGCCGUAUUGUAGCAUCAGAGGGACCCCGGAAGCAGAUCACGCCAUCUCCCUUUCCUGCUUCUCUGCUGAAGGGGCACCACCCCCUAAGUACCAGUGGUUUAAACUGGAGGAAGAUACCCUCAAACCUGUGACUGAACAAUACAAUCCAGCUACUGGGCUUUUGGUUAUUGGCAAUCUGACCACCUUUGAAAAAGGCCACUACCAGUGUAUUGCUAGCAACAGCCUUGGUAACAGCUCUUGUGAGAUUGAUCUCACCACAGGACAUUCAGAAGCAGGCAUCAUUGUUGGGGCACUCAUCGGAGCCCUCCUGGCCGCCAUCAUCAUUUGUUUGAUCGUUUGGUUUUUCAUGACGAAGUCCAAGUCCAAGAAAAGAAAAGCGAUAACAAAGGAGAUGCAGCCUAUGACGAAGACACUCCAAAGUUCGGAAUACGAGUCAGUGCCGGCCCAGGAAACUGCCCCCCGAGAAGUGCCUCCAACACCCACAGAGCCUGAAUUGUUGGCCCCCAACCAUGAGGAGGCUGAAGGAGAGGAGAAAUAAGCUGUGACUAAAGACACAGCUGCACUACAGCCAACCCACCGGUAGUGUUUGGAACCGAGUUGCCAUGGAAACCCCCCAUAACAAAGCCUGUGUGUGAUUAUAGCCUAGACAUCCACAUAUUUCCUACUCUGAAUCCCAGGCAAGAGGCUCAAUUUAGCUACCCAAGAAAUACAAGGGCUCCUGCACAAUAUGCUGGCAGUGUGCUAUUUUGCUUAGUUAUAUUUUUCAAAUGUGUAAAGGCAAUUUGGUGGAUGGAGAGAUCCUUGGACCUGUGAGUUCAGAGACUCGGUUUCUAGUCCUUGUUCCGCCAUCAUCUCUACGUGUGACUACGAGCAAACCCCUUCCGUUCUCCAAAUCUCAGUUCCCCCAUCUGUACAACACGAGUGGGAUUGGACCGGGUGACUCCCAAGGGCCUCACCAA
Gracilinanus agilis (Agile Gracile Mouse Opossum) is the source of this 1084-nucleotide messenger RNA. RefSeq names its product V-set and immunoglobulin domain containing 1 (gene VSIG1). The record is from RefSeq and is a predicted model, not a curated record. NCBI's taxonomy places the organism in Eukaryota, Metazoa, Chordata, Mammalia, Didelphimorphia, Didelphidae. Gene Ontology annotation, biological process: epithelial cell morphogenesis; maintenance of gastrointestinal epithelium. The transcript has 5 exons. The coding region runs from base 16 to 663 and encodes 215 amino acids. Gene Ontology annotation, cellular component: plasma membrane.